GAGCAGAAUUUUUCUCUUUCUUUUUCUUUGGUCAAGAGAGUUGAAGCCCAUCUAUUCCAUGGCUUUCUUUCAAGUCUUCAGUUUGGUCUGCUCAAGUUAUUUCCUCCUUGUUUUCUUCAUUUCUAAUUCUCAAAGACAAUGAAACUUUGAUGUUAUUGUUGAGAGAUUUGUGUAGAUUCAAUUUUACGUUUUUUAAGGUGUAGAUCUGGAGGUGCUGCUAACGUUAUUAACAUGUUAAGCAAAAUCAAAGUCAGAAAAACUACCAUCUAAUCCUAAUUCUAUUGGAUGCAUCAUGUUUCUGGAGUGCAGAUUGAGAUUAGUGAAGCCGAGAUGGUGGUCUCCUUUCAAGGCUCCAACUUCCCCAGACACCUACUUGCCCAGGUCUGGAUGCAAGCUGAUUGGAAAAAGCUUGGUUAUCUUGGUAGACGGGUUUUAUAGUGCCCUUAAACUUGUAACUGUGGCACAAAGUGAAUUAAUACCAGAUAGAGUGAAGGCAGCACUCUAUCACCCUGAUUCUGCUUAGAUUCCUGCUCCCAAUAUAUACCUUGCAGUGAUGCCCAUGCUGCAGUCUAGGGUAGCAUCAUCUAUUUCAGUCAAGUGUCACUACUUCAGUGCCAUCCCAAGAUUUAGUCAUUAGAGGAAAACCUGGUCUUGGAAAUGCAAGCAUGAUCAUCAGUUUUCCAGUCGCAACAAAAUCAAUUUUAUGAGGCCAUCAUCAACUGUCACUCCUAGCACUUCAUCUCUAAUACAACAGGAUGCUGCUGCAGUCAAUCUUACACCAAGGGGAGGUAAUGUGGUGCUUCCUCAUCCUCCUAGUCCAAGCUUUGCAACUUAUUGGCUAUGUGGAAGUAUGCAUGGUCCCUCCCUCACCAGGAGUUGAGUUAGCCUCCAAGUUGCUAAUCAAGGUAUUGCUUCUUCUACAAAGCAGGGUGGAGUUGGGAGCAACAUCGAGUUUGAAAUCUUCUGUUCAACCAAUACCACCAGCAGCCACUAAACAUAGACAGUCUAGGAUGCUUCAAAAUCUCAAGAUUCAUUGAUACCAUCCGACAAGCUUGCAACCAAGAAUUCCCAAGCAUCAGCCAUUUCACCAAAUAUAUUGUUUUGCCUCUUACUCACUUUUUGGAUAUCUCCUCCUUGGAACGCUAUCCCAACCAACACAAACUUGGUGGCUGCAUCAUCUACAAUUAGUUCAGCUGUCUUAACAGCCUUAGUUCCUGGGCCACAAUGUUUAGCAAAGCCAAGUCCAAUUUAAUCUUUGAAGAGUAAGCUGAGGGUAGUCAUUCUCUGCAAGGUCAGCCAACAGGGAAAACCCAGCAGGUUGUGGCACAAAGGACUGUUGCUACUACUAUUGUAACUGGUAGAUUGGUUUUCAAUGGAAAACUUACUGGUGAAACAUGCGCACAGCCUUUUCAUGAGCUCGAGGCUCCCAAGAGGUUAGCUGCAUUUUUCUUUUCUUUUUUCCUUUUGUCUUAUGGUUUACACUUUUCUGCUUUGGAUGUGGUUUUUUCUUCUCUACUCUCUUUUUAGAAGGCUGCUAUUAAUGAAAAGAAAUCUAUUUUCUAGAAUUCUUGUUCUUUGAAUAUAUUCAGUUACGUUUC
Rubroshorea leprosula is the source of this 1598-nucleotide messenger RNA. Lineage: Eukaryota; Viridiplantae; Streptophyta; Magnoliopsida; Malvales; Dipterocarpaceae. The record is from the annotation of a GenBank genome assembly.